Eleginops maclovinus (Patagonian blennie) is the source of this 2266-nucleotide messenger RNA. RefSeq names its product eukaryotic translation termination factor 1a (gene etf1a). Gene Ontology annotation, molecular function: sequence-specific mRNA binding; translation release factor activity, codon specific. Gene Ontology annotation, biological process: cytoplasmic translational termination. The transcript has 11 exons. NCBI's taxonomy places the organism in Eukaryota, Metazoa, Chordata, Actinopteri, Perciformes, Eleginopidae. Bases 273 to 1604 code for a protein of 443 amino acids. The record is from RefSeq and is a predicted model, not a curated record. Gene Ontology annotation, cellular component: cytosol; translation release factor complex.
UACACCGAUAAAUACGCAGUGUCUUAAAAGCUGACAGCUGGUUUCCAGGAGAACAGGGUAAAGUAGGUCGUAUUAGAUAAGAACAGGGUGGACUUUAGGGCCUGGCAGGAGUAGGCCUGUUGUUCUCCGCGCUCUGUACUGAGAGAGGCAGGCCGGGUUCAGGCUCUCCCUCUCGGGCAGCCCGGCUACUGGUCAGGUGCCUAACGGACACCGCGCCGCUAGGUUGGAGAGGUACCUAGUCCAGCUGGUGCUGAACCGAAUACAGCAGAAAGAUGGCGGACGACCCCAGCGCGGCGGACAGGAACGUGGAGAUAUGGAAAAUCAAGAAGCUGAUCAAGAGUUUGGAAGCUGCUCGUGGUAAUGGGACCAGUAUGAUCUCACUGAUCAUCCCCCCCAAGGACCAGAUAUCCAGAGUGGCCAAGAUGUUGGCAGAUGAGUUUGGCACUGCUUCCAACAUUAAGAGUCGAGUCAACAGGCUCUCUGUACUUGGGGCCAUCACCUCUGUACAGCAAAGACUAAAACUCUACAACAAGGUGCCACCCAAUGGUUUAGUUGUAUACUGUGGCACCAUUGUGACAGAGGAAGGCAAGGAGAAGAAAGUCAAUAUCGACUUUGAGCCUUUUAAGCCAAUCAACACCUCCCUGUACCUCUGCGACAACAAGUUCCACACCGAGGCAUUAACAGCCCUGCUCUCUGAUGACAGUAAAUUUGGCUUUAUUGUGAUCGAUGGUAGUGGGGCGCUGUUUGGCACACUGCAGGGCAACACCAGGGAGGUGCUGCACAAGUUCACUGUGGACCUGCCCAAGAAGCACGGCAGAGGAGGACAGUCUGCUCUGCGUUUUGCUCGUCUGAGAAUGGAGAAGAGACACAACUACGUGAGAAAGGUGGCUGAGACGGCUGUCCAGCUCUUUGUUUCCAACGACAAAGUAAAUGUGGCAGGAAUGGUCUUGGCUGGAUCUGCUGACUUCAAGACUGAGCUCAGCCAGUCGGACAUGUUUGACCCAAGGUUACAGGCCAAGGUUUUGAAGCUGGUGGACAUCUCCUAUGGAGGAGAGAAUGGUUUUAACCAGGCUAUUGAGCUCUCAGCGGAGGUUCUCUCUAAUGUAAAGUUCAUCCAGGAGAAGAAGCUCAUAGGGCGGUACUUUGACGAAAUCAGUCAGGACACGGGGAAGUACUGUUUUGGUGUGGAGGACACACUCAAAGCCCUGGAGAUGGGAGCUGUAGAGAUCCUCAUAGUCUACGAGAACUUAGACACCAUGCGUUACAUUCUACGUGUACAUGGGGCAGAGAGCAAUGGAUUAGAGAACGAUGAGAAGACUUUGUACUUGACGCCAGAGCAGGAAAAAGACAAGUCUCACUUCACAGACAAGGAGACGGGGCAAGAACAUGAGCUGAUUGAGAGCAUGCCACUGCUGGAGUGGUUUGCUAACAACUACAAGAAAUUUGGAGCCACGCUGGAGAUAGUCACAGACAAGAGCCAGGAAGGGUCCCAGUUUGUCAAGGGCUUUGGAGGCAUUGGGGGUAUCUUGCGGUACAGGGUUGAUUUCCAGGGCAUGGAGUACCAAGGAGAGGACGAUGAGUUCUUUGAUUUGGAUGACUACUAGGUAGUCGGGGACUGAUAUUGGGAGAAAAAAAGAAAAGCAAAGGAAUGAAUGAAGAAAUGAGGAAAGAAAAAUGCCACCUCUCUUGCAGCAAGUGAGAGGUGCAACUGUGUUGACCAUAUGUAUGACAGACACACCUUCCAAUUUACCUGUUGCAUACACAAACUUGCGCAUACAUUUCAUCUGUACACAUGACAAAAUGCAUAACACAGGCUGAAGAGGAGUGAGAUUUUCUUUCAUCCAGAGAGGGAGAAAACCCUUCCUGAAUAAAUCCCUGCCUUAGAGUGCUGGUUCCUUCCCCUAGUUGGAUUGGACUCGACUCAUUUUGUUCUCUUUUUUUUCCUCCUACCCUCCAUUUUGAACGAACACAACAGCAAGUUCCCAGAUUCCUCGCUCUCCCAGACCCGGUCUGAAGAAGAACUUUGGACUCACUCCUCGCAUAUAGAAAAUAUAUUUUCCUUUCUUGCCUCAUCAUGCCUCUACCCUCUCUCGUUCUCUCUCUCUCUUAUCCCUUCUAUGCUUUCUCUCGUUUUUUUUUUUUUUUGCAUUUCAUUUUUUUACUGGUAUCUGCUGCUGUUGUAUUUUAUGAGAGUGGGGGAUUUUUUUUACCUGGGUUUCUGUAGAGAAAGGGGGACAAAGUAUUAAAUUUGAACUGCUGAAAACCA